AUUCUCUCUCUCUCUCUCUCUCUCUCUGACAGAUUCAGUCGAUCGAACAGCCGCCGAUCGCCGCCCAUGACUCUGAUGACUCCUCCACCGUUAGAUCAGGAGGACGAUGAGAUGUUGGUCCCACACAAUGACUUCGUCGAAGGUCCUCAGCCAUUGGAAGUGGCGAAGGAAGCUGCAAGUAAAGUGGAUGCACAAGCAGUGGAUGAUCCGCCGUCAGGACGGUAUACAUGGACGAUUGAUAAUUUUUCGAGGCUUAAUACUAAGAAGCUGUAUUCUGACAUAUUUUUUAUUGGAGGCUACAAAUGGCGGAUACUUAUUUUCCCCAAGGGUAACAAUGUUGAUCAUUUGUCAAUGUAUCUUGAUGUUGCGGAUUCAGCAACUUUACCUUAUGGAUGGAGUAGAUAUGCACAGUUCAGCUUAGCUGUCUGCAACCAAACACAUAAUAAGUAUACAAUUAGAAAAGACACACAGCAUCAGUUUAAUGCACGUGAAAGUGAUUGGGGCUUCACUUCAUUCAUGCCUCUUGGUGAACUAUAUGACCCUAGUAGAGGCUUUCUUGUGAAUGACACGUGUGUAGUAGAAGCUGAUGUUGCUGUGCGCAAAGUUGCUGAUUAUUGGUCUCAUGACUCGAAAAAGGAGACUGGUUAUGUUGGACUCAAGAAUCAGGGAGCCACCUGCUAUAUGAAUUCUCUUCUGCAAACACUCUAUCAUAUUCCCUACUUCAGAAAGGCUGUGUACCAUAUGCCAACAACUGAGAAUGACAUGCCAACAGGGAGUAUUCCAUUAGCUUUGCAGAGUCUAUUUUAUAAGCUCCAGUAUAGUGACACUAGUGUGGCAACAAAGGAGUUAACAAAAUCUUUUGGGUGGGACACUUAUGAUUCUUUCAUGCAGCAUGAUGUCCAGGAACUUAAUAGGGUUCUUUGUGAAAAGCUUGAAGACAAAAUGAAGGGAACAGUUGUGGAGGGUACAAUUCAACAGUUGUUUGAAGGGCAUCAUAUGAAUUAUAUUGAAUGUGUUAAUGUGGACUAUAAGUCAACAAGAAAGGAGUCAUUUUAUGAUCUUCAGCUUGAUGUGAAAGGCUGUAAAGAUGUUUAUGCAUCUUUUGACAAAUAUGUUGAAGUGGAGUGUCUUGAAGGUGACAAUAGGUAUCAUGCUGAACAGUAUGGUUUACAGGAUGCCAGGAAAGGAGUUCUUUUCAUCGACUUUCCCCCUGUUCUUCAACUUCAGUUAAAACGUUUUGAGUAUGAUUUCAUGCGGGAUACUAUGGUGAAGAUAAAUGAUCGCUAUGAGUUUCCCUUGCAACUUGAUCUGGAUAGGGAGAAUGGCAAGUAUUUAUCACCUGAGGCUGACAGAAGUGUUCGCAACCUUUAUACACUUCACAGUGUUUUGGUUCAUAGCGGUGGGGUGCAUGGCGGGCACUACUAUGCUUAUAUCAGGCCAACCCUCUCAGAUCAGUGGUUCAAGUUUGAUGAUGAACGGGUAACAAAAGAAGACAUUAAGAGGGCAUUGGAGGAGCAGUAUGGUGGUGAAGAAGAGUUACCGCAGACAAAUCCUGGGUUCAACAACAUUCCAUUUAAAUUUACUAAAUAUUCAAAUGCAUAUAUGCUUGUGUAUAUACGAGAAAGUGACAAGGACAAAAUAAUCUGUAAUGUGGAUGAGAAGGACAUCGCUGAACACCUCAGAAUAAGAUUGAAGAAAGAGCAAGAAGAAAAGGAGCAAAAGAGAAAAGAAAAAGCAGAGGCACAUCUCUAUACUGUUAUAAAGGUUGCACGCAAUGAAAAUCUAGUUGAGCAGAUUGGAAGGGAUAUAUACUUUGAUCUGGUGGAUCAUGAAAAAGUUCGUAGCUUUCGAAUUCAGAAACAGAUGCCUUAUAAUGUUUUCAAGGAAGAAGUUGCUAAAGAAUUUGGUAUUCCUGUACAAUACCAACGUUUUUGGUUGUGGGCCAAGCGGCAGAACCAUACAUACCGUCCAAAUCGACCGUUAACUCAUCAGGAGGAAGCACAAUCAGUAGGGCAACUGAGAGAGGUUUCAAACAAGGCAAACAAUGCAGAGCUGAAGUUGUUUCUAGAAGAGGAGCUUGGGCCGGAUUUGCAGCCAAUAGCUCUGCCCGAGAAGACUAAAGAAGAUAUUCUUCUUUUCUUUAAACUCUAUGAUCCGUACAAGGAGGAGCUUCGUUAUAUCGGGAGGAUGUUUGUGAAGGGUGCAGGGAAGCCAAUGGAAAUACUGGCAAGGAUCAACAAAAUGGCGGGCUUUGAUCCUGAUGAAGAGAUUGAACUUUAUGAGGUUGCUUUGGUUAUUAUGUUUUUGUUGCAUCUUGUUUCCAAAGAAUGUGUUUACCACAUCUCACUUGUCUCUUCCUCACAGGAAAUAAAAUUUGAACCCAAUGUCAUGUGUGAAUGCAUUGACAAGAAGCUCACUUUCCGUACCAGUCAGCUUGAAGAUGGUGAUAUUAUAUGCCUUCAAAAAUUUUCUGAAGUUGUUAGCGAACAAUGCCGUUAUCCUGAUGUUCCUUCGUUUCUGGAGUAUGUGCACAAUCGUCAGGUUGUUCGGUUCAGAUCUCUAGAAAAGCCAAAGGAUGAUGAAUUUUCUCUCGAGUUGUCAAAGCUUCAUAAUUAUGAUGAUGUUGUUGAAAAGGUGGCUCGACAUCUUGGCUUGGAUGAUCCUUCCAAAAUUAGGCUUACAUCCCAUAACUGUUAUUCUCAGCAACCUAAACCCCAACCUAUCAAAUACCGAGGAGUGGAACAUUUGUCUGACAUGCUGAUUCACUACAAUCAGACUUCUGAUAUUCUAUAUUAUGAAGUGUUGGAUAUACCUUUGCCAGAACUCCAAGGCCUCAAAACUUUGAAAGUUGCUUUUCAUCAUGCUACCAAAGAUGAAGUAGUUAUUCAUACUAUUAGAUUGCCAAAGCAGAGCACUGUAAGGGAUGUUCUUGUUGACCUGAAGACAAUGGUGGAGUUGUCUCAUCCUGGUGCCGAACUUAGAUUACUUGAGGUUUUCUAUCACAAGAUUUACAAGAUCUUCCCGCUCACUGAAAAGAUAGAGAACAUAAAUGAUCAAUAUUGGACAUUACGUGCAGAGGAGAUACCUGAAGAGGAGAAAAACCUUGGUCCUCAUGAUCGCAUGAUUCAUGUUUACCAUUUUACGAAAGAUACAACACAAAACCAGCAAGUUCAGAAUUUUGGAGAGCCAUUUUUCCUUGUUAUUCACGAGGGUGAAACAUUAGCUGAAGUUAAAGUGCGAAUUCAGAAAAGAUUACAGGUUCCGGAUGAGGAAUUUGCCAAGUGGAAGUUUGCUUUUCCGUCACUAAGUCGUCCCGAUUAUCUUCUGGACUCUGAUGUUGUGUCUACUCGUUUUCAGAGACGGGAUGUAUAUGGUGCCUGGGAACAGUAUCUUGGACUGGAACACACUGAUAAUGCCCCUAAACGGUCAUAUGCUGCAAAUCAGAACCGUCAUACGUUCGAGAAACCUGUAAAAAUCUACAAUUAGAGAUCAAAAAUCAGAUGGGCAGCAAUUCUAUUGGGUGGAAAUCUGUUGCUGGAGGUUACAUCCAACUUUGUUGUAAUAAGCGAAGAAGCCCGGAGGAGGCUCAUUAUUCAGUACUGCAGGAGCCGUUAUCAAGUAUUUUAGAUCCGUUCCAUUCAGCUGUAUGAGAAGAUGUCAACCUGCAUGUUUUCCCAAUAGUUUGGAGUCGUCAACGCAGUCUAGGUAAAAGCAUUUCGUGUUAAGUACCGGUGUAAUUUAGUACUCAGAGAUUUUGAUUUUGCAUUUAUUGUCACUUGAAAUUUUCCAUUCAGAGGGCUGGUGAGUGGGGAUUGUAUAGAAAAUAUACUGUUAAGAGAUUUAUAAUCGUUUUUCA
Hibiscus syriacus is the source of this 3856-nucleotide messenger RNA. RefSeq names its product ubiquitin carboxyl-terminal hydrolase 13-like. Gene Ontology annotation, biological process: protein deubiquitination; regulation of protein stability. Gene Ontology annotation, molecular function: cysteine-type deubiquitinase activity; cysteine-type endopeptidase activity; protein binding. The record is from RefSeq and is a predicted model, not a curated record. The transcript has 31 exons. The coding region runs from base 67 to 3486 and encodes 1139 amino acids. Gene Ontology annotation, cellular component: nucleus; cytosol. NCBI's taxonomy places the organism in Eukaryota, Viridiplantae, Streptophyta, Magnoliopsida, Malvales, Malvaceae.